Messenger RNA from Giardia duodenalis, 501 nucleotides. RefSeq lists its product as uncharacterized. The transcript has a single exon. NCBI's taxonomy places the organism in Eukaryota, Fornicata, Diplomonadida, Hexamitidae. The coding region runs from base 1 to 501 and encodes 166 amino acids. The record is from RefSeq and is a predicted model, not a curated record.
AUGAAGACAAGCCAUUGGCAAUAUAGGAGGCCCACAAAGCAGCACAUGAGCUGGGACUACUUUGAGUUGCUGAAUCUUUACCGCGCAAUAACUUUCGCAGGACUGAGUUACCUCAGCGGUGACGGUUUGCCAGAGGAUGACUUGGUGAUUGAGCAGUUUUAUACUCUGAAAAAGGACUAUAUAAAGAAGUUUGAGCCUCUGGCCGUUUAUCAAAUGUAUAGGGCACAAGUUCAGCGUACUCUGUUGCUAGGGGUAAAUCAUGAUUGGAUGACCUCCUUGCUGAGCAUAGUUUUCCGGCUGUUGCGCGCAGAGGCGUGUAUUCCUCAUGAGAAGAUAAUGGCAGUCAUAAAUAACUUAACAAACCACGUCCACGAAUACAUCAAGGAAAAUGCAGAACACAGGAUAUCUGGCUUUCUUGAGCGGUGGUCCCUUUCUAAUAAUGUUUUGCCUUCUCGCUGUCCGUCGGCCCACUUCAAACGCACCACAAGGGAACGAAUUUAA